AGACCACACGACAGUAUGCUAAAAGUGCUAAAGCUGCGAGCAUGCGCACAGAGACGCUUCUGCUGGUGCGUUGCAUUCAACACCUUGGAAAAAGUGGUAGAUAGAAGGCUCCUCACACUGGUUCUUCUCAGACUUCGGUUGAUAAUCACAAGACGACCACACAGAAGCCUCGUCCGGAAUAGGCCAACUACACAGCAGUCUCCCCAGGAUGAACAGGAGAAGCUUCUAGAUGAAGCUGUGCAGGCUGUCAAGGUCCAGUCGUUCCAGAUGAAGCGAUGCCUGGACAAGAACAAGCUGAUGGAUGCUCUGAAGCAUGCCUCUAACAUGCUAGGUGAACUGAGGACCUCCAUGCUUUCUCCAAAGAGCUACUAUGAGCUCUAUAUGGCUAUCUCAGACGAACUCCACUACCUAGAAGUUUACCUGACUGAUGAGUUUGCCAAGGGUCGGAAGGUGGCAGAUCUCUAUGAGCUGGUCCAGUAUGCAGGCAACAUCAUCCCCAGACUGUAUCUGCUAAUCACAGUGGGUGUGGUGUACGUUCGCUCCUUCCCCCAGUCUCGUAAGGACAUUCUGAAGGACCUGGUCGAGAUGUGUCGUGGUGUCCAGCACCCACUCAGGGGCCUCUUCCUCAGAAACUACCUGUUGCAGUGUACCCGCAACAUACUGCCAGAUGACGGAGAGCAGUCAGAGGGAUCCGAGGAGAUGACCGGUGAUAUCAAUGACUCCAUUGACUUUGUCCUUCUGAACUUUGCGGAAAUGAAUAAGUUAUGGGUUCGAAUGCAGCAUCAGGGUCACAGCCGAGACCGAGAGAAGAGAGAAAAGGAACGACAAGAACUUAGGAUUCUGGUGGGCACCAACCUAGUUCGCCUCAGCCAGCUGGAAGGUGUCAAUGUGGACAAGUACAAACAGAUUGUUCUUCCUGGAGUGCUGGAGCAGGUUGUAAACUGCAGAGACUCGUUGGCUCAGGAGUAUCUAAUGGAAUGCAUUAUUCAGGUUUUCCCAGAUGAGUUCCACCUUCAGACCCUGAACCCUUUCCUGCGUUCCUGUGCUGAGCUCCAUCAACACGUCAAUGUCAAGAACAUCAUCAUUGCCCUCAUUGACAGACUUGCUCUGUUUGCUCAUCGAGAAGAUGGCCCUGGCAUUCCAACUGAGAUCAAACUGUUUGACAUCUUCUCUCAGCAAGUGGCCACUGUCAUUCAAUCUCGCCAGGACAUGCCAUCAGAGGAUGUGGUCUCUCUUCAGGUCUCUCUCAUCAAUUUGGCAAUGAAAUGCUACCCUGAACGUGUUGAUUAUGUAGAUAAGGUCCUGGAGGGCACUGUGGAGAUAUUCAACAAGCUCAACUUGGAACAUAUAGCAACCAGCAGCGCAGUGUCAAAGGAACUUACCCGACUGUUGAAGAUCCCCGUUGAUACCUACAACAACAUCCUGACGGUUCUGCAGCUCAAGCACUUCCCACCACUCUUCGAAUAUUUUGACUACGAGUCACGCAAGAGCAUGAGUUGCUAUGUGCUGAGCAACACGCUGGACUACAACACCACCAUUGUGGCACAGGAACAGGUGGACGCCAUCUUGAACUUGGUAUCCACACUGAUACAGGACCAGCCAGACCAACCAGCUGAUGAUCCUGACCCUGAGGACUUUGCUGAGGAGCAGAGCCUUGUGGGUCGUUUCAUCCAUCUGCUCCACUCUGAAGAUCCUGAUCAACAGUACCUUAUUCUGAACACAGCCCGGAAACACUUUGGUGCGGGUGGAAACCAAAGGAUUCGCUACACACUCCCUCCUCUGGUGUUCGCUGCCUACCAGCUGGCCUUCAGAUACAAGGAAAACUCCUCACUGGAUGACAAGUGGGAAAAGAAGUGCCAGAAGAUCUUUUCCUUCGCCCAUCAGACCAUCAGUGCACUUAUCAAGGCUGAGCUUGCUGAGCUGCCUCUUCGACUCUUCCUGCAGGGGGCACUGGCUGCAGGCGAGAUUGGCUUUGAGAACCACGAGACUGUAGCUUAUGAGUUCAUGUCACAGGCCUUCUCUCUGUAUGAGGAUGAGAUCAGCGACUCCAAAGCCCAGUUGGCAGCCAUCACACUGAUCAUUGGUACCUUUGAGCGAAUGCGAUGUUUCAGUGAGGAAAACCACGAGCCGCUGAGGACUCAGUGUGCGCUGGCUGCCUCCAAGCUGCUGAAAAAGCCUGACCAGUGCCGAGCCGUCAGUAUCUGUGCCCAUCUCUUUUGGUCAGGUCGCAGUACAGACAAAAAUGGUGAAGAGAUCCGCGAUGGUAAGCGGGUGAUGGAGUGUCUAAAGAAAGCCCUGAAGAUUGCCCACCAGUGCAUGGACCCAUCGCUGCAAGUCCAGCUUUUCAUUGAAAUCCUCAACAGAUAUGUCUGCUUCUAUGAGAGGGAGAACGAUGCGGUGACUGUCCAGGUAUUAAACCAGCUGAUCCAGAAGAUCAGGGAAGAUCUUCCAAACCUGGAGGCGAGUGAGGAAACGGAGCAAAUCAACAAACACUUCCAAAACACACUGGAGCAUCUUCGCCUGCAAAGAGAAUCCCCUGAGUCUGAGGGCCCUGCCUAUGAGGGCCUGGUCCUUUAAAACUAUUGUAGAUUGGAAUGAUGUUUCACAAUAUUAUAAAUAUACAACUGCACACACUAACAAGAACACAUAAAAUCCCAUCCUGUAGGCCAGGACUAAAAAUAAAUGUCAAGAAGAGCUAAAAGAACUAGUUCCCUCAUUUUAUUAUUAAUUUUCUGCAUCAGUUCCUCGUCACUGUCACUCACUAGCAGAACUGUUUUCUGCAACAAGUUGGAGAUGUUAAAUUUUAAGAAGCGUGUGUCAGCAACACUGCACUUAGCUUCAUUGUGCACUUGUGGCAAGUCUUCACUCUUCACUAUUCAUUUAUGAAUUCCUACUUGACAAAUUUGUCUUUAACCUGUAUAAUUUUGUUGUCUAUAGUAGACUUAGUAGCUGUUAUAGAUGUAUCCACUGAGUCAUCAACCCCUCACUUGUUCACAUCUUUCCAUAUUGAGAAGUGAAUGUAUUAGCUGAGUGCAUAAAGGCUACUGAAUCUAGUAGUGUUACAGUUGCGUUGCAUACAAGCUAGUUUCCACCCCUGAAUAAUUAAUAACUCUGCUGUUCUUUAGGAUGGCUUUGUGGCAAAUUUUAAAUAAACAAUAUUGUUUCCAUUAAAAACUAAUAAAUGUUUUAGAACCGAACAUCUUUUCAUCUUGUCAGACUUGACUGAUUGGUGGAAUUUAAGUCAAUUCACUUAAUAAUUGUACAGCAUUUUCCAAGUCUUCUGCCAUUCCAGCUGGGCUGCAAAAAAUGACAAAUAACAUCACAAAUCUAGUAAUUUGCAGGUAGGAAAAUUGUCACUUUUUAAUUUUUCAACAUUUGUCUCUCCAUCUCUCUAUAUACUUUCAUGUACUGGGUUAUUUCUGGAUUUCAUCAUUGGAUUGACACAUUCAGAACUGCAGCAUGUGUUUGCAUGCUUUAGUGUGCUUGUACCAUAAGUCCUGGUUUCCACUUUUCUCUAUAAGGAUUCUACCAACUACAUUGUCUGUCUGUGUCAUAAUUUUGUUGAUCAAUGAAAUCCUGUUUCUUGGUGACACUGGUGUCCUUUCAGAAUAAUCUGUGGUGGAGGGAGUGCAGCGGUUCCUCUGGAUUGUAUGCUAGUUGACAAGUUGCCAUACUAAGUAGGCCUACGUAAUGAUGUACAAGAUUGUGUGUAAGAUUUUGGAAUUGUUUGCUUCUACAUCUGACAGUGUCUGCUGAUCUCUCUUUCUUAAUAUUGUUGAUUUGUUGGAGGCGGUAUUGAUCAAUUUCACUCCCCUUUUCAAUCUGUGUGUAAACCCACAUGUAAAUCUCAAAGAAAAAAUAGCAAUUAUUGUCAUUUGGUGAAAUAAAAUUUAAAUUAACAAUA
Molecule: messenger RNA, 3904 nt
Organism: Siniperca chuatsi (mandarin fish)
Lineage: Eukaryota; Metazoa; Chordata; Actinopteri; Centrarchiformes; Sinipercidae
Gene: vps35
Product: VPS35 retromer complex component
Exons: 17
Coding region: 16-2577 (853 amino acids)
Biological process (GO): retrograde transport, endosome to Golgi; intracellular protein transport
Cellular component (GO): retromer, cargo-selective complex; late endosome; retromer complex
Source: RefSeq, a predicted model, not a curated record